This is a messenger RNA of Meriones unguiculatus (Mongolian gerbil), 3981 nucleotides long. RefSeq names its product WD repeat domain 82 (gene Wdr82). The transcript has 9 exons. Gene Ontology annotation, cellular component: Set1C/COMPASS complex. The coding region runs from base 328 to 1269 and encodes 313 amino acids. The record is from RefSeq and is a predicted model, not a curated record. NCBI's taxonomy places the organism in Eukaryota, Metazoa, Chordata, Mammalia, Rodentia, Muridae. Gene Ontology annotation, molecular function: protein binding; chromatin binding.
CGGCGCAGGCUUCUCGCCCUCUGAUUUUGCUUCUCCCUUCAAGAUGGCGGACACAAUGAGCCGGCGGAGCGCCGGUUGGCCCUGAAGUGACUGUGGAGAGGAACGGUCCGUGAGGUCCCGUCGGCCCCGCGAGGGAGCGUCGUCGCCUGAGGACGAGGACGCGGCGACCCCGCUGUCAGCCGCCCGCCCGUUCGCUUCCAGCGCGGCGCCCGCUCCGCCGGGGUCGUCCCUCAGCAGCCCGCCCGCUCGCUCGCUUCUCGGCCCCGCCCCGGCCCUGCGCCGCCGCUGCCGCUGCCUUCAGCAGCCGCCGCCGCCGCCGCCGCCGCCAUGAAGCUGACCGACAGCGUGCUGAGGAGCUUCCGCGUCGCCAAGGUGUUCCGCGAGAACUCGGACAAGAUCAACUGCUUUGACUUCAGUCCCAAUGGCGAGACGGUUAUCUCCAGCAGCGACGACGACUCCAUCGUGCUCUAUGACUGCCAGGAGGGCAAACCAAAGAGAACCCUGUACAGUAAGAAAUAUGGUGUGGACCUCAUCAGAUACACUCACGCAGCAAACACAGUCGUUUACAGCUCUAACAAAAUAGACGAUACAAUUCGUUACUUGUCCUUGCAUGACAACAAAUACAUCAGAUAUUUUCCUGGACAUAGCAAAAGGGUGGUGGCCUUGUCCAUGUCACCUGUGGAUGACACUUUCAUUUCUGGGUCUCUUGAUAAGACCAUUCGACUCUGGGAUCUCCGGUCUCCUAACUGCCAGGGCCUCAUGCAUCUACAGGGAAAACCAGUUUGUUCCUUUGAUCCAGAAGGGUUAAUUUUUGCCGCAGGUGUCAACUCAGAAAUGGUCAAACUUUAUGACCUUCGUUCUUUUGAUAAGGGACCAUUUGCAACCUUUAAGAUGCAGUACGAUCGGACUUGUGAAUGGACAGGCCUUAAGUUCAGCAAUGAUGGCAAACUCAUCCUCAUCUCCACCAAUGGCAGCUUCAUUCGUCUUAUUGAUGCAUUCAAGGGCGUGGUGAUGCACACAUUUGGGGGUUAUGCUAACAGCAAAGCUGUUACACUCGAAGCGUCGUUUACUCCAGAUUCACAAUUUAUUAUGAUUGGUUCAGAAGAUGGCAAGAUCCAUGUCUGGAAUGGAGAGAGUGGUAUAAAAGUAGCUGUAUUGGAUGGUAAACACACCGGUCCCAUUACCUGUUUGCAGUUCAACCCCAAAUUCAUGACCUUUGCCAGCGCCUGUUCUAACAUGGCCUUCUGGUUGCCCACCAUUGAUGACUGAUCCUGAUGCUGAUGGGCUAUUUGUACAGUGAGGGUGGCCAACAGGAAAAAGUCGGAGGUGACUGAGAUGACAGUGGGAUUGAUUGAUGAUUUGACUGUGCUGAAGGACAUCUUUCCACAUGGCCUUCCCCAGGAUGUGCUCUCCAUCUGCUCUAAAGAAUUACUUUGCUGAGCGCCUUCGAAAGGACUCUUGGUGCUGCAGACUCAGUUGGCACUCAGCCUUUCCAGCUCUUGGUGCACCAAGCUCUUCAGAGGGUGACUAGACUUACGAUUAGGUUAUAGUGGGGCUCUUGAGCCCCUUCAAUUUUGAAUGUAUUUGCUGCUGAGGAGCCAGUGGAAUCACCAAUUUCUGCACAUCCUUCUCCCACCCCAGAAAUGCAUGGGAAGCCACGGUUCUGGUUUUGAGAUGCUAGGGCAGUUCAGCACUCCUUGCCCUCACCCUGCAUGUCUUGUUACUGGGUCUCCCUGUGUAAUUAAUUGUGGCAUUAUUCCACAACCAUCAUGUUUCUUAGGUGCCAAACAUUUACAAAAAUAAGUCUUCAUAUACCUUGGGGUCAAAGAAAGGGACAUGUACAGAAGGACCUUGUUUGUCAGGAGGCUUUGCAGUAUUCCUGAGGUAGUUGGGGCAAAUCCUGGGCUUGGAUUUUGGCUAGCAAAAGGCCCAAGAGUCUGAAAGGGAGGGAAGAGGGUAGCCGGUCAAUUCUGAGAGCUGAAAGGUUUAGCAGCCUGGUGCAAAUCCCCCAACAAGACAAUCCCACAGUCUUUUUUGUGGGGGUCCUACUGAGCUUCGCUUGUAAAAAGCAAGGUAGUAGUUUAUUUUUGUACCUGAGUCACAUCACGUUUUCCUGUGGGCCAGUAUUGUGGAAUGAGUCUGAGUUGUUUACACUGAUGCCUUCCUUCCCUGCCCACCACAAAUUGUGUACAUAGUCAACACAUGAUACCCCUCUUCCCCAGCUCCUACUCAAGAGCUGGCUCUAGGCCUGUGUUAUAUGUUAAAUUUAGCCUUUUUAUAUAUGACCCUUGAUCUGUUUGUAUUUGAGCACAGUGUGUGUGUGUCCACUUAAAUACAUUUGUGCAGACAUGCACAUACAUAUGUGUAUAUGCCUGUCUCUCUCAUCUAGUUUAUCAAGAGUUCAGCAGGAGAGGGAACCCUGCAGCUGAGAACAGCACUUUGUGGAUUGUGUGCCACAGUGUUAGUCUUGUCUGUUAACCUUAGAGAUACAACACAACUCGAAGCAGAGCUUCUAGUGUUUGCUGUUUCCAUGGCAGCUAAGUGGAGGCCUUGGGAUGACUCUCUUGUGCUCUUCACGCCACAUCCUGGGGCCCUCUCUACAGUAUUAGAAUCUUUUUUGCCUGAUUAUGCUCUGUAUGCACCUGUAUAUGUGUGACAGUCACUUUUGCAUGGCUUCUAUGCCUGGCUUGUGGCAUUUGGGGACAGGGUGCUGGAACCACAGUGUUUUUUUGUUUGUCAGAACUUCUUGGCCAAUUAUAGGUCACUCUCACAUGUUAUGUCUGCAUCAUUGUCCUUUUUCUUGCUUUUUCUGAGAUACUUUAGCUAAGCCUACACUAAAAGAGUUGCAGUUGCCCGUUUCUUCCCAACAUGGCUGCCGUAGAGUAGAGCAAAUGGCCGGCAGACAUUUAUGCAAGCAAUCCUCCUGCAGAUCAAGAAAUCAAGACCCAACAGCAGUGAUUUGCCUACAAGUGCACAGCUGCUGGGAUGCUGGACAGGCUUCCAGUCACUAACACUGUUUGUUUUGUUUUGAAACAGUUUCUCUGUGUAGCCUUGGCUGUCCUGGACUUGCUUUGUAGACCAGACUGGCCUAAACUCACAGUGAUCUGCCUGCCCCCGCCUCCCUGAGUGCUAGGAUUACAGGUGUGUGCCACCUCACUCAGCUUCUAACACUUUUUUAAGCAAUUACUUUUGACUUGUUACUCCACCUGAAAAGGUGACCGCCUCCACUGAGGUCUAAGUAUUGCUGACCAAUCCUGCUAAAAUUCUCCCUCCCAGCGUGGAUAGACUGUAGGAAGCAGGUCAUCCGAGCUAUUACUGCCUGCCUUCAGGGCUCAAGGUCCAGGUGUGCAAGAACUGUUGAGGGCAAAUGCUUGACUAGAUUAAUAAGGUUAUACAGCCCGAAAGAGUGGCUUCCCUGGCUGCAGGAUCAUUAACUGUGUGUUCAGAGCUAAGGCACCAUUCCUUUGAAGACACAAGCCUCGCAGCUUCUGCUAGACCCUGUGGCAGCAGAGCUGACCUCUGAAUUGGUAUAUAUAUAAAAAAACAAACCAAAAAGAUGCACCUGGAACUUCCAUGAUACUGUAUGUGGUCACAGGGUAAGAGAGAGACAAGGCAGAGAUGGCAGUUUGGGGACAUGUUCCUGGAUGGAUUCACUAUCCUCUGAAAAACUGGCCAGAGUCUUUGCUCUGUAUGGUACAGAUGAAGCUUCACUGUUCAACCACCAGCCACUGGGGUAUUUUUUGAUAAAUUAUUCCCUGUUACAACAAUUACUGCUUAUGAAGGAAAAUUGGGGAAUCUCUAAGAACCAGUUUGCCACCCAAAUGGUACCACUGUUAAUCUUGAUGUUAAAUGUUUCUCUAGCUAUCUCUGCAUAGACUUUGGUGUGUUUACAUAGUUGUUAUUCUACUGUACAUACAAUUUUAUGUCCCUUUUGUACUUAACAUAUAAACUUUUUUUUUUUUGCCAUGUUACCAAUCUUAA